Pantherophis guttatus is the source of this 4834-nucleotide messenger RNA. It is a transcript of the gene XIAP, whose product is annotated as X-linked inhibitor of apoptosis. NCBI's taxonomy places the organism in Eukaryota, Metazoa, Chordata, Lepidosauria, Squamata, Colubridae. Gene Ontology annotation, molecular function: ubiquitin protein ligase activity; cysteine-type endopeptidase inhibitor activity involved in apoptotic process. Gene Ontology annotation, cellular component: cytoplasm; nucleus. The record is from RefSeq and is a predicted model, not a curated record. Gene Ontology annotation, biological process: positive regulation of protein ubiquitination; negative regulation of apoptotic process; regulation of cell cycle.
UUCUUCUCCGGGCUGCGGAGGGAGAGAAGGAGCCGGAGGACCAGCAGCCAUUUUUCGGGUUGGCCGAACGCGUUCCCGGCGAAGAGUAGCCGGACAAGCGGGGAAAUCUGGAGGAAACUCCGUCCGCGAGAGGGAUGACGUGUAAUGGCCCCGUUUCGGAGGAUCCCGCACCAGACUUGGCUCAGUUGACUUCCAGACAAGAAACCUUUGCCCGUUUUCCAAGCCGCUGCCCCGUUUCUUCCUCGGACUUAGCCCGGGCUGGGUUCUUCUACACGGGAGAAGGAGACCAAGUCAAAUGCUUUAGCUGCCUUGAGACCCUAGAAGGAUGGGAAGAGGGAGACUCGGUGGUUGGAAGGCACAAAAUUGUCUCUCCGAACUGCCCCUUUAUCAACGAUGCCAACUUCGAAGAGGGUCGUCUACUUUCCGGCCUCCCAAACGGUCCCCCUGGAAGAGAACCCGCCGCCGCCACCUCCAUCCCAACCGAUUCCGAUUUGUCUUCCGAUUUUGAGGCCGAUUACUUGUUAAGAACCAGGCAAGUGGUGGAUCUCUCAGGCUCCCAGUAUCCUCAAAACCCAGCCAUGUGCAACGAAGAGGUCCGGCUGAGAUCUUUUCAACACUGGCCUCCUUACACGCCGGUCACCCCGGAAGAGCUGGCCAACGCGGGGCUCUAUUACCGAGGCGUGGAGGACGAAGUGGAGUGUUUUUGUUGCGGGGGGAAGUUGAAAAACUGGGAACCGGGGGACCAGGCGUGGUCGGAACACCGGCGGCAUUUCCCGAGGUGCUUUUUCGUCCUCGGACACGAUGUGGGGAACGUUGGGAAUGUUACCCAUCAGCCAGGGAAUGGACAGCUGGAGAGAAGCAGCACCCACCGGGUGCCUCCUCUUCCUCCUCCUCUUCAUAACCCCUCCAUGGCAGAUUUUGCAAAGCGCCUCCAGACUUUUGGGGCAUGGAGUUACUCGGUGAGCAAGGAGAGGCUUGCUCACGCAGGCUUUUACAGUCUAGGUAUCGCUGACGGCGUCGAAUGCUUCUCCUGCGGUGGGGGACUGAAGGAAUGGAAGGCGGGCGAAGAUCCGUGGGAGGAGCACGCGAGAUGGUAUCCUGGGUGCAAAUACCUGGGAGAAGAAAAGGGACAAGCUUUUGUGAAUGGCGUUCAUUUAAAGUCUUUGCCCCCAGAAUCAACUACGGAAGAGCCUGAGAAAGUUUUAACGAUUGAAGACGAAAAACAUCUCCAAAGCCAGGCGAUCCAGAGUGCGUUGCAAAUGGGAUUCAGCGUGGAGGAGAUUAGCCAAACAGUGGAGAGGAAGGAGCGCCUUUCGGCCGAGCGCUACCAAUCGGUUGAGGCGCUAGUCACAGAUUUAAUCAAUGCCCAGAGGGAUAAUACACCCAGUGCGUACUUAGAAAACCAUCUGCAGAAAGAUCUCAGUACAGAAGAGAAGUUGAAACGUCUGGAGGAAGAAAAGAUCUGUAAGAUUUGCAUGGAUAAGCUUCUCUCCGUGGUCUUCAUUCCAUGCGGACACCUGGCUUGCCAAGACUGCGCGGAGGCGGUGGAGAAAUGCCCCUGGUGUUGCAAGAUCAUCGCAAACCGCCAGAAGGUGUUCAUGCCCUAAUUGGAGAUGCCGGUGGGGUGAGAGAUUCCAUGAAAACAAAAACUAACAAACACCCCCGUCACCCCCAAAAAUCCAAACGCUGACCCAGAUUCACAGGCGUCGCCUCCGAAAUGGAUUUAGCAAGAAUCGACGUUUUAAAUUAACGCACCGGGGUUGCGUGUGGUAUGAAUCGUCGAGAGAGGGUGUUGAUUGGAUUUUCCAUCCUACUCAUUUAAUUGGAGGCGCUUUUAAUCGGAGCGCCUGCCAUCGGGUGUUAAAAUGUUUCGGGGGUGGUGGUGGAAUUUUUUUCGGCGUUUUUGUCAUGUUUUCAAGUGGUGGAGAAAUAUCUUGCAGCUGGUUGGGGUUCUUGAUGUAUUUUUGAGAGGUGGGGUUUCCCCCUCCCCUUGUAGAGUUUAUAGCCGAACACCUGAAAAAAGUACACCAACAACUGGACAGGUUUGGGCAACUCUUGUCGACUUUAACAAUCCGUGGACUUCCAACUCCCAGAAUUCUCGGCUGAGGAAUCAGGUCAACUGAAUGGUUGAGGUCAACUUAAUGACCUGUGGACUUCAACUCCCAGAAUUCUCGGCUGAGGAAUCAGGUCAACUGAAUGGUUGAGGUCAACUUAAUUUCCUGUGGACUUCAACUCCCAGAAUUCUCGGCUGAGGAAUCAGGUCAACUGAAUGGUUGAGGUCGACUUUACGAUCUGUGGACUUCCAACUCCCAGAAUUCUCAGCUGAGGAAUUCUGGGAGUUGAAGUCCAAAGGCCAUUUAAGUUGUCCUCUGCACUACUAACCGAAUAAGCUUCCCCCAAGGCCCUUUCCUCCCUUAAGAUUCUUAGAAUGGCUGAACUUGCUCCUGGCGCCAGUCUGAAAGUUGCGUUCUUUUUAUUGUGUUUGCCAUGCGAUGCCAACAACUCUCCAGUGUUUUCUGCCCAUCCCUCUUGCAGUCCGAAGUGAUAUCAGCCAGGUACACAAGGCCAACGCAAAAAGCUGAAUGACAAAGGGGCGUGAAGAAUUAUUUUAAGAAUAAGGAAAGAGGUAGACCUUGUACAUAGCUCAUUUUUCCAUCCAUUCAAAGGGUAGAUUUUUUUUCUCCACCCCAAGGGCAGCAACGCCGAUAGCUCUGUUUUACAAACUGAAUCACCUUUCCUUGGGUCCGUCUCUUGGAAGGAAGGUGCCAAUCACACAGCUUUUUCGUUUACCCUGACAGCUGCAGAAAAGACGGGACAACCACUCGAUACCCCUUUCUAUCCCAGUUCAAAGUCUUACCUGGGUUCUAGCAUGACCUCCACAGGUGGAAUUGCAGAAACUAGGAUGCAAACCUGAUUUUUAAAGUUUCACAUUUCAGGUUGCAUAAAGGCAUCGUUAACUGAUGCUUUGGGAAUCCAGACGCCGUAACGAAAGUUCUGACUUUGGGCGAUGAGCCGCACAUCGGUUGGGAUUCAGUUGGUGGCGUGCGUGUCCUUGUUCCUUUUUCCUCCGUAGAUUUGUGCGAUGGAUGAAGCGAGAGUCUUUUGAGUUUUUAAUCAUUUAUGGGUAGAACCGAACUGCUGUUCUGGUAUAUGGGGUUUUGUCCCCCGAAAUAAAAGGAUGCGUCAGAUAGAUUAUUGAUGUCAGUAUAUGUGGCUUUGAGAGAACGCUGCGAUAAGUGGAAGGAGAACCUGAGAAAUGGGUGCCAUCCUUUAAUUCAGAAGUUGAGAAGCAGAUGAUCUUGCAUUUCCUCCCUUGCACUAUAGAUACUACGUUAGGUAGCAAAGCAUAAAACUGAAUGUAACGUGAAUUGAUUUCAAUCCCUGUUGCCUCUUUAGGGAGGAAAGAGUGAAGACCGGGUGAUACUUUUAAAAUAACAGAAGAAUAAAUGGGAUGUCGGGUUUUUUUUUUUAAUUUUUACUUCUUCGCCUUCCUGAAAUUGCUUAUAGGGAUUGCUAAAAUGAAAAAAAAAAAAAAAAAAUCUCCCGAGCGCCCUGAGGAUAAUAAAUCCUCUUUUUUUGAGAUUAAAAUAUUCCUCUCCCUUCCUCAUUUUGUGUUUCCCGAUCAGGGAAAUCAACGUGCUCGUCCUAGUAAUAAAUCUAUAUGUUGUUAUUCCUAUGUUGCUAAAAAAACAAUCUAGCUUAUUUUACCUUAUUAUUGUUGUUGUUUUUUCCUUUUUAAAAAACAACGGCUGCAUUUUUAUUUAUUGACAUAUUUAUUUGAAAAACUUGUUUUUUUAAAAAAACCCACACACACACUUUCGCGGCACGAACGAAAGAUGGCUUUAAAACAGGUGUCACAACGGAGCACGUAAAGAGUUGUGGGGUGCUGUUUUCCUGGGAAGGAAGCUUACUCAGUUGUUGUUCGUUUUGGCUUUGUGUUUUGUCGAACACUACAAUGGCAGUUCAGCCCCAAAGGGGGUGGAUUUACAACUUCUGCUGACACUUUAUGGCACAUUGCAUGGAGGGGCGGGGGGGAAAACCAGAAACUGACAGUUUGAACUUCAUUCAGAAUGCUGCUAAAAAAAUAAAUAAAUCACACAAACAACUUCCUUUCCAUUUAGCAAGGCCACAUAGCGUUAAGGAAAAGGGGGUGGGGGUGGGGGGCGGCUUUAAGAUCCUGGAUGGUUGCCAAUUUUUUAUUUUUAUUUUUUAAAAAAAGUCUUAAUUUGAUUUUCGUGGCAGGUUCCCUGAUCUGCCCCAUUUAUUUUUACAGCUAUUUAUAAGCGGCAUAAUUUGAAGGGGAUCUAACACAGCUCUUCAGCCAGAUCUGAACUCAAAAAAAAAAAAAAAAAACCCACCCCACCGAUUAAAACAUGGCGAAGAGUUGUGUUUGCUCACUGUUGUUCCCUCAACAUCUUUGUGGGGUUUUGUUUUAAUCCCUUUGUUCACGUAGAGAAUAGCAAGGACUUGUUUUACAUCGGAAGCUAUCCGAGGGGCUUUUCUUCACGAAGGUCGGCUUUUUUUCACCCUUUUAAACAAAAUAUAUAUUUCACGAACGCAUCUGGGAAAUUUUACGAGCUAUGCAUAGGUGCGCGUGUAAAUCCACACUGAAAUACUAUGGAAUUGUCGAGUUGUGUAUAAUAAGAAUGACCUGAGUUGUAAAUAAGAACUGUUUAAGAGCAAAAAGGUGGAAUUGUUGACUUCAGAAACUAUAUUCCGACGUGUUAAGAAAGAUUUAUUUUUUUAGACGUACCACAAUGACUUAAUAUAAUCAUAGAAUUGUUUUGCAGUUAAACUCAAGUGACUAUUUUUAAUAAAGUGAUCUAUUAUUUUA